UCCAGCUGGAAACGCAGCCCCGAAUCGUCUCUCAAUCCUCUGGACCCGAAUGGCCCCGUCGCAUUCAACUCGACGGCUCUCCUUCGCCUGGCCUACAUCCGCCUCAACAUGGACACCGGGCCCGGCCGAGCCCUGGGCACGCGCGAUCCGCUGCAGAUAGCGCACGCACUGCGAGAUACUCCCGCGAUCAAACGGAGCCCCAAAUUAAUCCGCGCUUUGCUUCACUCCGCCCAUGCUCUCAGCAUACCCAUUCGGAUUGGGAUCCGCCUGGUGGCCAAGACGCAGACCUUUAUAUGGUCAAUCCAGCACUCGCUUUGCUCGCUGGAGUGCGCGUUGCUGCUCAGCAAAUGGCUAGAGGCCAUCUCGAUGCUCGGGGCGGACCCCAGUCCGGCCAUUUCAGACAGCGAGAUGCGGAUCCUGUCGCUCGUCAGAACCGUACUGGAGGAGACCGAGUUUAGAGUACCUACCGACGAGCAGCUGAUGAGCCUGUCGCAGCUCGCCAAGCACCUCAACGUAGGAGUGCUGCGGGUGUGGGCGGCAGUCUUCAAGGGCGCCCAGACGUGGGCCAUUGUCGAGGUGAUUGGCGAUUCCCUGGACAUGUAUGCGGACAUUUUAGAGACAACGUGAGCCGCCGCCGCCUGGACUGUAACCCCCACAUCGGUUGCGUGAACCGGCUGUCAGAGCCAGCUCUCGUGUCUGACGUGGGGCAGACUCAGCAUGCCCGCGACGCCGAGCGUGUCCCGGAGCACCGCAUCAAGCCCAUCACACUCUCCUUGCAUCUCUAUACCUUCACUAACGUGUAAUACAUCGAUUGCCUUGAAUCACGACUAUGAUGGAUCUUCCUCAACGCUAUGGCUUCAUCGGACUGGGUGUUAUGGGUUGGGGCAUGGCCAACAACCUGAGGGCCAAAAUCCCAGCAUCGGCUACCUUUUGUGUCUGCGAGAUCUCCGACAAGAGGCUGGGUGAGUGGUUGGCACAAGCUCCUGGCCCAGUCUCAGUUGCCGCCAGCCCAAAGGCGGUGAUUGAGCAGAGUGACGUCGUGAUCACUAUGCUGCCCGCGGGGCAACACGUCUCCUCCGUCUUCACUGAUCCCAACACUGGCAUGCUGUCAGCGGAUGCGUCCCAUCUGAAGAACAAGCUCUUUCUUGAAUGCUCAACGAUAGACAUUGUGACGUCGCUGCGUUUGGCCGCCGAGGUCAAGACACUCCAACACUGCGACUUCAUCGAUGCACCAGUUUCGGGCGGAGUGCACGGCGCCAACACGGGUACACUAUCUCUGAUGGUAGGGUGUGACUCGUCCGAGCUAUUCGACCGCAUCAAACCCAUUCUGAGCUUCCUUGGCAAGUCGGAAAACAUCUUUCACUGCGGCGGCGUGAGCGCUGGGCUGGCCACCAAGCAGAUCAACAACUACUUGUCGUGCAUCACCAUGCUCGGGACGUGCGAGGCAAUGACUUUGGGUCUGCGCUCGGGCCUAGACCCAAAAACGUUGGCCGAAGUCAUCAAGGUCUCUACUGGGGCUUGCUACAACUGUGGUGAUCAGAAUCCCGUGCGUGGAGUGUCAAGUCUGGCCUCGGCGUCGCGAGACUUUGAGGCCGGAUUCACUACGGAGAUGGCUAAAGGGGUACUGGACAUGGCCUUGAGUCACGGGGAUGCGGUCGGGGCCAAGUCAGUCCUCGGCGGUGUGGUGUCGGAGUUUUACGAGCGUGCGGCGCGGCAUCCUCAAUGCAAGGGCAAGGACUUUCGGUCAAUCUUCAAGUUGUUCUCGGAGGAUGACGCCAAGGACCUUGAAUAGACUAAGGGGAGCAUAUCCUAGCAAAUAUAUGUUCGUUUGAGAUCUAGACUACUGACGGC
Messenger RNA from Purpureocillium takamizusanense, 1851 nucleotides. Its product is annotated as 3-hydroxyisobutyrate dehydrogenase. Gene Ontology annotation, molecular function: NADP binding; NAD binding; 3-hydroxyisobutyrate dehydrogenase activity. The record is from RefSeq and is a predicted model, not a curated record. Lineage: Eukaryota; Fungi; Ascomycota; Sordariomycetes; Hypocreales; Ophiocordycipitaceae. The coding region runs from base 830 to 1792 and encodes 320 amino acids. The transcript is spliced from 2 exons. Gene Ontology annotation, cellular component: mitochondrion. Gene Ontology annotation, biological process: L-valine catabolic process.